CUGUCAGUUUCUGAAAUAAAUAUUGGGAAACGGCGAGAUGCAAAAGGCAACCUACUACGACAGCUCCGCAAUUUACAGUGGCUACCCAUAUCAAAGCGCAAAUGGCUUCAGUUAUGAUGCCAAUCAGGUCCAAUAUCCCCGGGCCUCUCAUGUGGAAAGUGAGUACCAUCGACCUGCCUGCUCCCUGCAGUCUCCUGACGGCUCCGUGGCUUUGCAAAAGCCGGGGGAGAUGGCGGAGAGCUGCGACAGGACCACAGCCAUUCAGGCGGCGCAGUCCAAGGUUCAUCCCGAAAGCAAUCAACCGCAGGUGCCGGUGUCAGGCCCACCCCCUCCCUCACAGUCCCCCGGUGCUAUCAGCCAAAACACAAGCAACGGAUCCAACCAACCAGCCAGUGCCAAGAACGACUCCCCGACCUCUACCGCUCGCAGCAAGCAGAUCUUCCCCUGGAUGAAGGAAUCCCGUCAGAACACCAAGCAGAAACCCACCAGUAGCUCCAGUUCAGUGGAGAGUUGCCCCGGAGACAAAAGCCCUCCGGGGUCAGCAGCAUCAAAGAGGGCCCGGACAGCUUACACUAGCGCUCAGCUUGUGGAACUGGAGAAGGAGUUCCACUUUAACCGGUACCUCUGCAGACCCCGGAGGGUGGAGAUGGCGAACCUGCUCAACCUCACAGAGAGACAGAUCAAAAUCUGGUUCCAGAACCGCAGGAUGAAAUACAAGAAGGAUCAGAAAGGCGUCGGAAUGAUGCCUUCUCCCGGUGGACAGUCCCCGCGCAGUCCCGUGGGCCCAGCUUCCGGUGCCGGCGGUGGCGGUGUGGGAGGCGGAUACCUCAACUCUAUGCAUUCUCUCGUAAACAGUGUUCCAUAUGAAUCCCAGUCGCCGAAUUCUUACAGUAAACCUCAUCAAAACGCAUACGGUAUGCCUACGUCAUACCCCCCUCCUUUAAAUAACUCCCUCAACAACUGCCCGCCCUCCCAGAAGAGGUAUCCCGGGAACGACUCUGCCACGCCCGAGUAUGACGCGCAUCCCCUCCAAGGCAAUGGCAGUUACGGGACGCACAUGCAAGGCAGCCCUGUUUAUGUCGGCGGAGGUUACAUCGACUCAAUGCCCAGUUCUGGGGCCUCUGUUUUCGGUCUGACCCACCUUACGCACCCACCGUCCGCAAACAUGGAGUAUAAUGGAGCAAUCACAAUGGGUAACAGUCAGCAUCACGGAGUGUGUGAUCCAACACCGACGUACACAGACCUAACGCCGCACUACUCUCAGGGAAGAAUCCAGGAAGCGCCCAAACUGACGCAUCUGUAGCAGUGGCGCUGCCUGGAUCACUCCGCCCAUUGUCUUAUCCACCUCCAGACAUAUUACUGCUUUGUUUCUGCGCCUCCUCACGGCUCCCACCAUCUCUCUGCUUUUGUUUAUGUUCCCUAUAGUUUUUUCCCCCUUUUUAUUUUUUUGGUGUGUGAAGUAGCGUAGGAAAAAUAAUCACGACUUGCUUGAAUUUGCUCGUGUCAUUGUCUCACACAGACCUUUAUCUGGGCUGUAGGCGGGAGGGGAGGGAGGGGGGCGCAGUAUAUGCAUAGACUUAUUUAAUCUUUUUUUAAUGUUUUCAAAUCAAAAACUCAAACAGGGUAUUAUGAACACAUGUUAUCCAUUUUCAAUGUGAAUUUGUCCGUCCUCUUAUUUAUCCGCAGUUGAAGAAUUAUGUUUUCUCUCUCUCUCUCUCUUUUUUUUUCAUUUUGCAUUUUGUUGCACUUAUGUGUAAGGGUCCUUCAAGAGCCACGAGUUGGGAUUAAGAGGGAAAAUACGUUUUCAGAAGCAAGGGUCAUGAGCUUACACGCAACCCCUCCCCCUUGCUUGUGUUUGUUCCAUUUUUUGGACUUUCUAAUGUUAUUUAUUUUGUUUGGUGUGAAAGAUAAAAGAGUCCUUUAGUAUUAUUUGACACCCCCUCCAUCUUUGUGUGGGUAGAAGGUUGGUGGAAAAUUUGCGUCUCGGCCCUUUUUCAGCCCAUACAUGUUAGUCUGCAUUAGCUCCUCAGCAGCAGAAAACCUAUGUUCCUGUUAGAGGCUAUGUUUCCAUUUUUUUCUUCUUCGAAGGAGGUGUUUUAUUUUUCUCAGCGAAUGUAAAAAUCAAUCAGUCAUGCAAUAAGGGUGGAAAAGAAGGACAUAUUACGUUAGCUGUUUCUUUAUUGAAGUAAUAAGAAACAAACUUUUUUUUCGAUGUCAUACAUUCCAUGCUGCUCCAGUUAGAACAAAUAAAUAAAAGAAUUGAAAUAUACCGAAAGCAUAGCCUUCGAUUUUAAUUUAGACUUGGCAGAAGCAUUGCACAUGAUCACAAAUCACGAAGUGGACUAAAAAGAAUAAAUAUACAUCUUUCGGUUUCUCUGCAAUAAAAUGGAGGUGAAAAAAAAAUCAGUUUCCAAAUAUAUAGUCAGGCAAAUAGACGUAAAAGAAAAGAAACAAAAAUGUUUUAACAAUAAUAAAUCAUAGAGUAGCCUAUCACACAUAUAGAGUGGCAAUACAUUUCUAUUUUUUCAUACAACGUAACGUGGAAUAUUGGCCAUAAAUAUUAUCCAGUAACAUGCAGGCAAAUAUUGGCAGAUAUAGUAAAAAUGCGUAAUAAAUGCUACAUUCUUUUUUAUUUUAUUUUAUUUUUUAUUUUAUUUUCCUCCCCUUCACUUGAUUCGAGGUGAAGAAAACUCCAGGGUGGCCCUCUCCCCUCCUCUCAUCUGCGUGGGCACAUCCAUAAUAAUAAAAAUGUCACCGGGGCCCUUCUGGAGAAUCUGCAAGAAGACAACAAGCUAAAUGAGAAAUCGUUUAAAAAAUAAUCCGCUGAUAUUUUCAGUCAGUCAAAUGCGGUCAGAGAGGAUACAGUCUGAACUACAAUCAUAACGCGGCUUAUUGGUCUCAUUAUUCUACAGAUUUGCAGAUGCCAGAGUGGUAAAGCCAGCUCGGUACGAAGCAGCUCCGUUGUGAAGAUGGCUACAACAAAAGGAAUUAUCAAUUUAAAAGCUUUUUUUUUUUUUUAAUGACAUUAUAUUCGUUUUAUUAAUUUUAUAAAAUUAAAAAGGUGCUACAAGAAUUAUUGUUAGUAUUAUCAUUUUAAUAUCUCUCUUAGAAUUUUUUCAGGCAUUUUCAGUAUUUAUACAUUUCCAGUAUGCAACAGAGACACAGCUGGAGCUAAAAGACUACACUUUGGGUGUGCAAUUAACUAAAUGUGGACAGUGUAUACAUCAUUAUGUUUAACAUGCUCCUUUAUUUCGAAACCGAUGUUUACAAGCCUACUUUUUUCUACACUUGCUACAUUAUUUGCUCUCUUUAAUUUUGCACUAAAUAAUGAUAAUAAUAAUAAUAAUUUCAGCCCAAACUGAUUGAUUUAAGUGGGCAUGAACAUUACUGGCCCUGACAUAUGGCUAGCAGGGAAAACUAGAACAAUUGAACCAUGGUGUGUCACUGCAAAAAAAAAAAAAAAAAAAAAAAAAAAAAAAAGCUGAUGGAUUGAGUAUUUCUGCAUCCAACACUGCCACACACACACAGAGAUCCGCGCACACGCGUGCACGCGCUUUAACAACAAGGCAAAGAUUUAACCCAUAAACAGGUAGCACGCUGAUAUAGUUUUAAGUGAAAGAGAAGACUUGGGCAUCUUACAUCCGUGGGAAAGUGGUUCUAAAUCAGUCCUGCUAUAAAGAUAAGUGUGUAGGACAGGCUGGGGUCCACUAAAAUGCAGCCACCCACUCCUUUUCUUUCACACAAAGCCUGUGCGUAAUUCCCCCGAAAAAAGUCAUCCGUCUUUGCCCCUAGCAACUCCGUCCUUCACUCCGCUUUCUAACAUGCUACUUAAACGAAAAGUGAAUGUAGUUUAAAACGCAUUGAGAAUUCAAAGAUAAAAGCCAGGUGAACACGCUGCUUCGCCCUACUCACCGCUGGCGCGUUACCGCCUCCUCAUAAAAAAGGAAAUGGUGGCAUCUCGUGUAGCUGGAUUCGUAUUUAUCUUUUAAAAUAUCCCUCCAGCGACAGCUAGACUAUGUCUGUGAACAGAAACUGGUUCUAAUCUGAGGGGCCAGUGUUUCUCACCGGCUUCCUGCCUGCAUUUGAUCCGGCAGAGAGUUAGAAGCCUUAAAUGUGUUGUGAGGGCACCGAGCUGUCAGACCUUUUGGCGAGUAAGAUUGAUCGCGCGCAGGCUUCCAGGACUCUUUGUUUGGUAUAUAAGCAACAAACUGAGAGAAGCCUACCACUUCUCUUCUUCCAUCUCCUACUCACCGAGCCACUUUUUAAAAAAUGAAAAUACGGUAUGUGCUGACUAACGAAAAAAAAAUAUCACAAACGUGGUUUUCACAGAUUAUUCUGGAAGAGGUAUGAAACCAAACACGGCGGGGAAGGGCAAUCCAAUAACAUUUCCAUCCGCAUAAUAACGCUGCAAAUGGAUUCGUUGUAAGUGGUCGAUUGUAACUGUGUUUGCUUCAUUGCAAUUUCAGGUAGAAAUGAUAAUGGGAAUACAAUGAGAGGCUUUUCUCAGCACUGUAACCAGUGCCCUUCCAAUAAAUCCAGAUUUAGCCCGUGGAGUGGCUUCCUGCUUAAUAUGAAAAAGGAACCGUUUCAAAGAUGUGAGAAGGCAGUAAUUAUGGUAGAUUUUAGUUAUCGAAAAUUGUGACCAACACCAACAAUGAUAAUAAAAGAAAGAGCUCCUGUGGGUUUACUAUAAUAUUUGUUAGUAGCUGCACGCACACGAGCGUGCAUGACCUCGUUAUAAUACCUUUUUGUGGAAUAAACGAAACUCCUAUGUGCCUUAAUAUCAUAUCUGUCAAGUCAGCAUAAAAAGCCUAUAAUAAUAAUAAUAAUCAUAAUAAUAACAAUAAUAACACUGUUUGUGAGCGCAUACGCAUAACACAUGCCAGUGUGUCCCUGCGCAAAUUUCUACACAAUAGCUGUAAAUGUUCAACCACUGUUAUGGGUUGGUGAAAUGGUCUGAACGUGCCAUAUCUGUCAGUAUUAACUUUAUGGAUGGGCCUUUUUAUUGCAACACAUGCCAGCGGAUGCACUGCAUAUGUCAUUAUUAUGAAACCUUUAAAGAAUCACAUUCAUUCUGGUGUCCACACUCACCUCACAGCGAACAGACUGGAUUGUUGUGGUUUGUUUCUGUCGAGAAAUCUCAAAAUCAGUUUUGAGCGUUUCAUUUUUUUUCCACCUCUGAAGGCUGACUCUUGAUUGUAUGAAUAGCUGGGCUACUGGCGUGAAAUGUGUGUGUGUGUGUGUGUGUGUGUGUGUGUGUGUGUGUGUGUGUGUGUGUGUGUGCGGUGUGUGGUGUGUGGUGGGGGCGUUCUCCACUGACAUCCUCAAACAAUACGAGAAAGAGGAGUGCACGAAUCCGCGCACCCAGGCUGUGCUCUUUCCCUGUAAUAGUGAGCGCGUCAGCCAUUCUUAAAAAACACAUUUUGUAGCUUAGUGGAGUGGACUGCAGGGCGCGAGGAGGAUAAACUCAGCAGACAAAGAUGUAAAUAUAAACAGUCGUCCCCCCCCAGCUGAGCGAGGCGUUCUUCACCAGAGUUUUGGAUCAAUCAGGCAGACAGUGGCUUCUUUUGAUUAAACCCCAAAUUGUCAUUGGGCAGAGGUAAUCAUGUGACAGGCAAUUCGGUCCAAUUUCAACCUUGUCUCCAUGAAUUCAAUAGUUUAAUAGCAGCUCGGUCCCCAUACGGCCGUAAUCAGUGAAAUAGAAAAAAAAAAAACAUUACAAGGAGAUUUUUUUGAUGAUUUUUUUUUCUUUUUCGUCAUCACUGAGCUGCAACAUUUUUUAAGAAAUACGCGUGCAAACUUUCCUCGGCUCUCAGGGAGAG
Messenger RNA from Oreochromis niloticus (Nile tilapia), 5822 nucleotides. It is a transcript of the gene hoxa3a, whose product is annotated as homeobox A3a. The record is from RefSeq and is a predicted model, not a curated record. Gene Ontology annotation, biological process: regulation of transcription by RNA polymerase II; embryonic skeletal system morphogenesis; anterior/posterior pattern specification. NCBI's taxonomy places the organism in Eukaryota, Metazoa, Chordata, Actinopteri, Cichliformes, Cichlidae. Bases 38 to 1303 code for a protein of 421 amino acids. Gene Ontology annotation, molecular function: RNA polymerase II cis-regulatory region sequence-specific DNA binding; DNA-binding transcription factor activity, RNA polymerase II-specific. Gene Ontology annotation, cellular component: nucleus. The transcript has 2 exons.